Gavia stellata (red-throated loon) is the source of this 892-nucleotide messenger RNA. It is a transcript of the gene VGLL4, whose product is annotated as vestigial like family member 4. Gene Ontology annotation, molecular function: transcription coactivator binding. The record is from RefSeq and is a predicted model, not a curated record. The coding region runs from base 8 to 892 and encodes 294 amino acids. NCBI's taxonomy places the organism in Eukaryota, Metazoa, Chordata, Aves, Gaviiformes, Gaviidae. Gene Ontology annotation, biological process: negative regulation of DNA-templated transcription. The transcript has 5 exons.
CCGAUAAAUGCUGUUUAUGAAGAUGGACCUGUUGAACUACCAGUACUUGGACAAGAUGAACAACAAUAUUGGCAUUCUGUGCUAUGAAGGCGAAGCAGCUCUAAGAGGUGAGCCCAGAAUGCAGUCUCUUCCAGUAUCCUCUGCUCUAACCAACCACCGAACAGGCCCUCCUCCCAUCAGUCCCAACAAGAGAAAGCUCAGCAUGGACCAAGGGGAUGAUGAGCUAGACUGUGAAAACGACCAUGUUUCUAAAAUGAGUCGAAUGUUCAAUCCGCAUCUAAACAAGACUGCCAACGGAGAUUAUCGGAAGGAGCACAGAGAGAGGAGUCGCAGCCCAAUAGAGAGGGCUGCUGCCCCAACAAUGAGCCUUCAUGCCAAUCACAUGUACGCCUCAAUCCCAAGCUUGACCAUGGAUCAACCUCUAGCACUGACCAAAAACAGCAUGGAUGCAACCCGAACAGUUGGCAUCACACCUACACUGACUUCUGUGGAACGGCAGCAGAACCGUCCAUCCGUAAUCACCUGUGCUUCUGCGAACAACCGGAACUGUAACCUCUCCCAUUGCCCCAUUGCUCACAGCGGCUGCGGUUCAGCAAUGCCUGCCUACAGACGACCCUCCAGCACUACCACUGCCUGUGACCCGGUGGUGGAAGAGCACUUCCGCCGAAGCCUUGGCAAGAAUUACAAGGAGCCUGAGCCAGUGGCAAACUCGGUGUCCAUCACAGGAUCAGUUGAUGACCACUUUGCCAAAGCACUUGGGGAUACGUGGCUGCAGAUCAAAGCUGCGAAGGACGGAGUCUCCAGCAGUCCCGAGUCUGCUUCGCGGCGGGGCCAGUCUUCCCCUUCCUCUCAUAUGGUCAAUCAUAAUCACUCGCCCUCCGUAGUCUCAUGA